Molecule: messenger RNA, 1403 nt
Organism: Paramuricea clavata
Lineage: Eukaryota; Metazoa; Cnidaria; Anthozoa; Malacalcyonacea; Plexauridae
Source: the annotation of a GenBank genome assembly
ACUGCUUUUGACGGUAAUGACAAUGUAACUAUCCACAGUUCAUUAAAUCAAAACAUGCCACGGAAAGAACGAUGUAAAAAAUUCCGAGAAAAUUUACUCAAAACAGCAGCUUCUGGAACUCAAAAGCUCAGUAGCUUCGGUUUUGCCACUACUAGUGUAUCACAUGAUUCAUCCGAUAUUGAUAAAAUUUCUCCAUCCAGCAAUAGCCAGGAAAAAGAAAUAUUGCCAUGUUGUCAUACAGCUGGCAACGUUAUUACUCAAUUUUACAGUGAAACAACCUCUGAUCAUUGCGAAGUUACAUUAAACUUGCCAAAACCUGGCCUUAUUUCUGAUGCAGAGCCACAAAACCAAAUUGUCCCAGCCGAAACAUCAAGUGAUAAAAUGCCCACUAUUGCUGCAUUUCAAACCCAUGAUUUCGAAGUGUGUACAAAGUCUGCAACUACAACUGACUCAAAUCAUCUGCUAUCGAAGUAUAACUUGGAUUUGGAUCCAACUGAUACAUUUCCUCCAAAGACAUAUGUUCAGGCAAAUAAGUCUUCACCAGAAAACUGUGACUCGCGGCUCACUCGCCAUGUUGUACGCAAGGCUUUCCAUGCCAUCCCAUCUCAGACGAAUUGAAGAAGACAUCCAUAAAGCAGGCACGCGCUGAAGGCCAAUUUCGACCGUGUCCAUUAUCUGUCUUUUCAAAGUUUCCUUGGGCUACGUACUGCAUGACACGUGGUACUAUAGCUUGCUUUCACUGCAAAAAAGCUACCGAAAGAAACUUAAUCACAUUUAGUUAUCAUACGGAGAAAGCAUUUUCAUUAGGAGAGUUUUGCAACUGGAAAAAGUGCCAUGAGAAGUUUGAGAAACAUCAGAACUCUCAUUGCCAUCACGAAGCUGUUGAAAAACUUGCACGCCUUGAUCAUGAGAAGAAUGAUAUUGGCGCUCAACUUGACAGUCAGUACCAAGGUGAACAAAAUCUUCAUCAAAGACUUUUCCUAAAGCAGCUCAGCAGCUUGAAAUAUUUAGUCCGCCAGGGAAUUCCACUCCGCGGGCAUGAUUCUUUGGACAGUAACUUAAUUCAGUUGCUGAAGACCAGGUCAGAAGAUAUUCCGGAGUUAAAUGGCUGGGUCAGGAAUGGACAGUACCUUAGCCCGUUGAUAAUCAAUGAAUUAAUUGAAAUGAUGGGCAAUAGUGUUUUGCCUGAUAUUUUAAGAGACAUUAGAGAUAACUCUGGGUUAUUUUCUCUACUUGCUGAUGAGUCUCGUGAUAUUAGUAAUAAAGAACAACUGACGUGCAUUAUUCGGUGGGUCUCUCUACCAGAUUUGGAGAUAAAUGAAGAUUUCAUUGGGAUGUAUUUGAUCAAUAAACCGAACGCCGAAACGAUAGCAACAUCUCUCAAAGAUAUAGUUAAGAUGUAA